Molecule: messenger RNA, 1623 nt
Organism: Salvia splendens (bonfire salvia)
Lineage: Eukaryota; Viridiplantae; Streptophyta; Magnoliopsida; Lamiales; Lamiaceae
Product: nucleolin-like
Exons: 4
Coding region: 374-1357 (327 amino acids)
Source: RefSeq, a predicted model, not a curated record
CCACACCUCCGUCUCCAAUUCCGAAACCCUCUCUCUCUCUCUCUCGCCCCACAGGCGUCACUGUGUUUAUAUGCAACACCUAUACACACACAGCGAACGGAUAUAGAUACGGAUAUCGUUCUCACACAUCGGAACCCUAGUAUACCUCUCUCAUUUUGAUUUUUUUGUUGUUGUCAAUUUGGAACCCUAAUUCUCUCUGAGCCUUAGCUUUUCGGAAUCGCAUUUUUGGAAGCUGUGAAUAAAGGAAGUUGAAUAUCGAUAGAAGGAGUCCUUGGAAUCAUCGGCCAUUGCUGUAUCCAAGCUCCGGGUUUGGAUCAAUUUCGAAAAAAUUUCUGUGUUUCACCAGGGCUUUUGACAAUUCGUGGGAUUGGAAAUGGUUGGAGGCGGGAAUAGAAGGGAUGAGUCGUCUUUUACUGUGAGCAACACCAAUGUUUUUGCGGCUCUGGAUACUUUGAGGAAGAAGAAGAAGUCUGACAAAGAAAAGGGGUCCUCUAAGGGGGGCAAGGGCACGUCGAAAGCUGCGGGGGGACAAAAUACUGUGGCAGAGAAGCAGGUGUUCUGGGCGCCGGCACCUUUGACAGUGAAGUCUUGGGCAGAUGUUGACGAUGAGGAUGAUGAUGACUACUAUGCCACUACUGCUCCUCCCCAGGCGAUGUGGGGUGGUUCAGCUCUGAAUGCACCUGAAGAGACUCAUAAACCUGAUGUUGUGGAGGAAAGUGAAAGUGAGGAUGAACUUCUUGAUGAAGGUGAUGAUGAUAUGGAAGAUGGGCAUGGCCAGGAACCAGAGGUUGAAGAACAGCCUGAGCCAGUGGCUGUGCAGCCGGCAGAAGCUUCAUCAGCACCUAAAGAGACAGAAAGACAGCUUUCCAAGAAGGAGAGAAGGAAAAAGGAGCUUGCUGAGCUCGAGGCAAUUUUAGCUGAUUUUGGUGUGAACCCCACAGAGAAAGCUGAAGAUGAGGCAUCAUCUGAUAUUGCGAAAGAGCAGAAGGAUGGACAAUCAAAUGGGACUGCUGAUAAGAAGGAUAACCCCCCUGCUGAGUCGAAAAGUGCAAAGAAGAAGAAAAAGAAGGAAAAGGCUUCCAAAGAGGGCAAGGAUCCUCAGGAUCAGUCCAACAGCUCGGAUGUUCCUAAUGGACAAGAGGAGACUGCUGGAACUGAACAAGUGGAAGAAGACGCCUCGGCCGUAGACGUGAAAGAGAGGCUCAAGAGGUUGGCGUCUUCCAAGAAAAAGAAAUCAAAUAAAGAGGUGGACUCUGCUGCAAGAGCUGCUGCUGUUGAAGCUGCCGCUAGGAGUAAAAGACUUGCUGCUGCCAAGAAGAAAGAGAAGAACCAUUACAACCAGCAACCAAUCCGGUAAGAUAUAUAGAUUAUUGAAUCUACAUAGAGAUGGAGAUGUGAUUUUAUUGCUCGCGAAUAAACUUGGAGCUCCUCCACCCUGAGUCCUCUCGUUUCAUGAUCGAUGAACUUUGAUGACAUUUACAUGACCCCAGAUGAUGAUUUUGGUUAUUGAACUCGGUUUUUAUUUGACACUGUUUCCUUUUCCCAGAGCAGUUUGUAACAUUCUAGUACAUGUCAUGAAUCUACUUCUUUUGGAAAUCUGAUGGAUUUUUUGUGUUUCAUAAA